This is a messenger RNA of Boleophthalmus pectinirostris (great blue-spotted mudskipper), 3684 nucleotides long. Its product is annotated as protein kinase C and casein kinase II substrate protein 3. Gene Ontology annotation, biological process: cytoskeleton organization; plasma membrane tubulation; regulation of endocytosis. The transcript is spliced from 10 exons. The record is from RefSeq and is a predicted model, not a curated record. The coding region runs from base 522 to 1523 and encodes 333 amino acids. Gene Ontology annotation, molecular function: phospholipid binding; protein binding. Gene Ontology annotation, cellular component: endosome; cytoplasm; plasma membrane. NCBI's taxonomy places the organism in Eukaryota, Metazoa, Chordata, Actinopteri, Gobiiformes, Gobiidae.
AGGACGAGGACGAGGACAGACGUGAUCCGCGCGCGCGAGCUGCAGCUUCUGUCCCCACGAAAACGGAUCAACGAGACGCAUUUCGAGCCCCACGGAAGAAAAAAAAGGCCUCCGGAGUCGCCCGAUCGCCGCCAAAACUUCGUCAAUCUCCGGAGACUGUCGUGCGUCGUCGGGGGGUCUCGUCGGCGGAUCUGCGACGCGUGAAAAACUCCGUACUAACUCUGGAAAUGCGUCGAUUCGCGGGGGUUUGAAGCGAGGAGGAGGAGGAGAAAAAAAAAACAACUCGAGAGCUUUUUUUGUUUUGUUUUUUCUUUUGUUUUUUUUUAAGAAAACAGCGAGGGGACGUAAAGGAGAGGACGUACGCCGUGGCUGUGGGACUCCUCGCGCUCGUGGGAGGAAACCAGAGUCUGGCUUCAGGAUUUGGUCUCAGGACUUGGACUCCCUGGACUCGUCUGGUCCCUUUUUUUUUCUCUGCUGAACGUGAGAGUUGAGCCGCCAUCAUUCGGUGCUGCGCUGGAGACAUGUCCUCCACCGGAGACCUCAGCCCGGGAUCCGACAGCUUCUGGGAGCCGGGGAAUUACAAACGCACAGUGAAGCGGAUCGACGAUGGACACAGAUUGUGUAAUGAGCUGAUGAGCUGCUUCCAGGAAAGAGCCAAGAUCGAGAAGAACUACGCUGUCCAGCUCAGCGACUGGGCCAAACGCUGGAGGAGCACAGUCGAGAAAGGUUCUCAAAACAGCUCCAACUUUCUGUCUCUCCCCGUUCUUUCAGGUCCUCAUUUCUGCUCUAACCUUCUUACAUUCCCUGUUCUCUCUCAGGCGAAGGAGCGCUACACCAAAGCCCUGGAGGAGUUAAACCGCUGUAACCCGAGGUACAUGGAGGACAUGGAGACCGUGUUCGAGCAGACGCAGGAGAACGAGAGGACCAGGCUCAGGUUCUUCAAAGAGGUCCUGCUGGAGAUCCACGAACAUCUGGACCUCAGCACCAAGGACGGGUUCUCGGCUCUGUACAGGGACCUGGGUCAGACCAUCCGAGCCGUGAGUGACUGUGAGGACCUGCGCUGGUGGAGGAACACGCACGGACCAGGAACCUCCAUGAACUGGCCCCAGUUUGAGGAGUGGAGUCCAGACCUGAGUCGGUCCAUCAGCCGAAAGGAGCGAGUAGGAGGAGGCUCUGAGGACAACGUGGUCACACUGACCAACAUCGUGUCGUCUGGAGACGCCCCGCCGAGCCCCACCCCCGACACGCCCCCCAGGGUCAGAGAGGACUCGUCUGAUUGGUCGGAUGACGAGAGCCCGAAGAAGGCGCUGGCGGUGAACGGCGUGCACGAGCAGGUAGCGGGCGUGCACGUGAAGGCGCUGUAUGAUUACACAGGGCAGGAGGCAGACGAGCUCAGCUUUAAAGCAGGAGAGCAGCUACUGAAGCUGAGCGAGGAAGACGAGCAGGGCUGGUGCAAGGGUCAACUGAGCGACGGACAAAUCGGCCUGUACCCCGCCAACUACGUCCAGGCGCUCGGCUCCUGAGGCCACGCCCACCCAGCUCCUGAGGCCACGCCCAUUUCAACUGAAGCCGCGCCCAACCAGCUCCUGAGGCCACACUCAUGUGAACAGAAGCCACGCCCAUCCAGCUCCCGAGGCCACGCCCAUCCAGGUCCCGAGGCCACGCCCAUCCAGCUCCCGAGGCCACGCCCAUCCAGCUCCCGAGGCCACGCCCAUUUCAACCAAAGCCAUGCCUAUCUAGAUCCUGACGCCCAGAAGCCACACCCAUCCCUCUUCAGAGGCCACGCCCACUUCCCGCCAUUACGUCACAGCCAUGUGAACAGAAGCCACGCCCACCCCGCUCCUGAGGCCACGCCCCCUUCCCUUUAGGCCACACCCACACACCCAUAAACCUCUUAUCAACGGAAAUGAUCGCGCACUUUGACCACACCCCCAGUGUUUUGAAUGUUAAAGACGCACUGUGUAACUUUUCUGCUGCACCCGCUCGUCUCCGUGGAGAACGCUGGAAUGUUCCGCAGUAUGGCUUUAAGUGCUGAUAAUGCUGAUACCCCCGAGGCCUUUUUACGUGCCGUCAGUGAAACGCGUGAAAUGUAAAUAAAGUAAAAAAGAUACACAAGUCGAGCAGCAACAUCGCCAUGGAGACGAGCAGAUAGCGGACCACCUGCCAGAAAGUGACACAGUGCAGCUUUAACGCCACGACAGAGGCCCCCAAACUGUCCUCAGCCAAUGGGACGGUGCCAAUGGAACGCUGCCAGGACCAAUCAGAAGCUGCUGUUUGAUCAUGUGACCCAGACGCCACAGUUUUCAGUUUUUCUUUUUUUUUUUAUUCUUUCAAAAUAUUGACUUUUUGCUGUUUUAAAUUUUUAGUUUUGUUUUACUAUGAUUUUAUGGUUUGAAAUCAAAGGAACAAUAUAACUUUCAGACUUCAGAGAGGCCAUAGCUGUAGCGACGAGUGGUGUCACGACGCUCAAAUUUAAUACUGGAUUUCGAUACUAAGAAAUUCACUUGAUACCGAUUACGAUACCGUGAUUUUUACUAAUACAAUUUCAUUUUCAUAUACAAAUUAAGAGUACUGUAUUUUUCGGACUAUAAGUAAAAACAUCUGCAAUGAAAACAUGACUUUAUUUUAGUCUGUUUUUACGAAAAAGUGGCUUUAGGAAAGACUGAUUCUGCAGUGGCUCAUAAUUUCACCUGAAGUGGGCGAUUCAGAUCAUUAAAUAAAUUAUAAAUCAGCGUUUUAAAUCUUCGUUAAAGUCAUUUCGUUUUUGCAGUGCAGUAGUGUGUGUAGGCUUCAUAGCGACCAGUGCCUUAGAGAAGAGCGCCCUCUCCUGUCUGAACCUCACAUCGCAUCUUAACCCAAAUCAAUCAAUCACAAUCCUCUGUUCUUUUUAAUAAUUUUAUACAAAUCAGACCAUUGAUUUCAGUGUUUUCAAUUAAUUAUUUUUAAGUGUGGUAUUUUUGCUUUUAUUUGUAAUUUAUUUGCGUUUUUGUCUAAGGAUCAAAAAUGGGAAAUGCGUUUGUCUUUUUGGUUUUAUUUAAAGAGGAGGUAUGAUGCGAGAUGGACUUUUUGUCUUUUCAUCAAAAACACGCCUGAGGAGGUCUGUGCAUGUUUGAGUAAUUUAGCGAUCUCUCCCGGGCCGUAUUUAAACCCUCCUUGCGGUCAGCUGUUCGAGGCUCCGCCCACAAGCCUUCGCCCCCUUUAUGCUCCCACGCGAUAAUUCUCCAUAAAUAUUCAAAAACAUGACACAAAACUGUUGGCGCUGAUUGUGUUGUGAUGGAGCUCUGAAGGGGGAGUGACUCAGCGCAGAGAGCAAAGCGCAGUGGACCCUCAAAGUGCAGCAUUUUCAAAACAAUAAAUGGAGCAUUGUGAUCUAAAUAAGUGAUGUAUUAUAGUUUAUACCUCCUCUUUAAAGAAAGCGGUAUUGUUUUUCUUUCCAAAAGCUUUACUCAUAAAUACUUAUAAUUAUAUGUAAAUAGUUGAUAGAUUUUUUUAUUAAAUGCAAUUCUUGUUUAAGGAUUCUCUCCUCAAAUGUUUUUUUUUUUUCCUGAAGCCAUGAGUUUGAGUUUGAUGAUUUAGGGUCUGUAGCUGCUUCUGCGUUCGCCAAAUGCGUCUGUAAAUAUGAAAUUUCACAUUUGUUAAGCAAAAAGUGUCAGGAAAUAAACCCUUUAUGCAGCAGAAAAAAAA